AUGCUUCCAUCACCAACACCUCUAUCGGCAGGCCUGCUGCUUUUAGGUCUAUCCACAGCCGCUCAAGCACAAUACUACAAAAUUGAUACCAAAGAUGCGAUCAAAACCACCGCCAGCACGGUCGCGUACGAUCUAAUGCUCCUAUACGAAGGCAACAAGACGGGACAAAUACCUGGAAUCCUACCAGGGCCGCCAGCCGAUGGAAAGGGACCCUACUACUGGUGGCAGGGCGGUGCCAUGAUGGGCACAUACAUCGACUACUGGCACCUAACGGGCGAUACGAGCUACAACGACGUGGUCAUGCAGGGGAUCCUGCACCAGGUGGGCGAGAACCGCGACUUCAUGCCCCGGAACCACACGGCCUCGCUCGGAAACGACGACCAAGGAUUCUGGGGCAUGACGGCGAUGCUCGCCGCCGAGAACAAGUUCCCGGACCCCCCGGCCGACAAGCCGCAGUGGCUGGCCCUGGCGCAGGCCGUCUGGGCGACGCAGGCGGAUCCGAGCAGACACGAUGCGUACUGCGGCGGCGGGAUGCGAUGGCAGAUUCCCUUUGCCAACGCUGGUUACGAGUAUAAGAACACCAUCGCCAACGGCUGCUUCUUCAACAUUGGAUCGCGCCUGGCUCGAUACACCAAAAACGACACAUACGCGAAGCACGCGAGCGACACUUGGGACUGGCUCUGGAACGUCGGAUACAUCGAUCACGAGAACUGGCUGGUCUACGACGGCGGCCGGGUGCCGCACAACUGCACCGACAUCAACAAGCAGACAUACUCUUACAACGCCGCGAUCCUGACGCAGGGCGCGGCAUUCAUGUACAACUACACCAACGGGGAGAAGAAAUGGGGCGAGCGCGUCGACAAGCUGCUCGACUCGCUCCUGUCGCACUUCAUCAAGAACGACACGCUGUACGAGGUGCAGUGCGAGCCGCCCGGCGGCGUGUGCUCGCCCGACAUGCUGACCUUCAAGGGCUACGUGCACCGCUGGCUCGCCGUCACCGCGCAGGUCGCGCCGCACACGGCCUCCAAGAUCCUGCCCGCGCUGGCCAAGUCGGCCCAGGCCGCCGUCAACCAGUGCACCGGCCGCGAGACCGGCCGCACCUGCGGCUUCUACUGGAGCAGCGGCGCCUUCGUGGAUCCCACCGUGGGCAAGACGUCCGGCGCCGGCGAGUACAUGAACGUGCUGGCGGCCGUGUCGAGCCUGCUGAUCGGAGAGGCGAACGCGCCGGUGACCAACGAGACGGGCGGCACGAGCAAGGGCUCGCCGAACGGCGGGUUCUCGGGUGGUGACAACGGGCAGAGGCCGCCGAGGGCCAUCACGACGGCGGACAAGGCCGGCGCGGGCAUCAUCACGCUGAUGCUCGUCUUUGGGGCGCUGGCAACGUUUUUCUGGAUGGGCUUCAUGGACUGA
This is a messenger RNA of Cordyceps fumosorosea ARSEF 2679, 1410 nucleotides long. RefSeq names its product Mannan endo-1,6-alpha-mannosidase. The coding region runs from base 1 to 1410 and encodes 469 amino acids. NCBI's taxonomy places the organism in Eukaryota, Fungi, Ascomycota, Sordariomycetes, Hypocreales, Cordycipitaceae. The transcript has 4 exons. The record is from RefSeq and is a predicted model, not a curated record. Gene Ontology annotation, biological process: carbohydrate catabolic process; fungal-type cell wall biogenesis. Gene Ontology annotation, molecular function: mannan endo-1,6-alpha-mannosidase activity.